Blepharisma stoltei is the source of this 2427-nucleotide messenger RNA. The record is from the annotation of a GenBank genome assembly. NCBI's taxonomy places the organism in Eukaryota, Ciliophora, Heterotrichea, Heterotrichida, Blepharismidae.
AUGAAUUCUGUAGUCAAUAUUUCAGAGGGAAACGCAAAAGAAAAAUUUUGGGUAAAAUCGCAAGCAGCACGCACUAUAAAAGCAAAGAAUGAAAUCUUUACUGAUUAUUUAUGGGUUGUUACUAAAUGAGGAUUUUUAAAGCGUCAGAAAUUUCUCCUUACAAAAAAAAAAUUAUAUAUGUAUAUGGAAAACGAAUUAGAAUUAAUAAACUUAAAUACACGUUCAGUAAGAUGAAAUAAACUAAAUUUUAAGGACAAUAGGGUGCUUAAUUUUAAAAAAAAUCCAUAUAAUUGAGCGUGAUUCAAUAAGAAUUAGACUAGAUUUUUAAAAAUGAAAUUUCCAUAUGCUGGAAAACGGUUAAGCCAUUUUAUGAAUCUUCAGACCAAAACCAAAGGUAUGGAUUUAAUUUAAGCGAAGGACAACUUAAUAAAGAUUUUUAUACAGAUUCUUCUGUCCACUUAGACCAAUGGCUUUUCCAUUUAUCAAAAAUUGGGAUCUGUAAUGAUAUAGAAGACGAUUUUGAUUUUAUCAAAAAAAUCGGCCAUGGCACUUUUUCUCUAGUUUAUUUGGCUAUUGACAAGAGCACCAACAAAGAAUUUGCUAUAAAAGCAAUAAAUAAAUCUCAGUUUUCUAAUCAAAAUGAAGCUAAAAAAAUAAUUAAAAACGAAAUCUCCAUAUUAAGAAAGCUAAACCAUCCAGGUAUAGCUAAGCUUCAUAAAGUCUACGAAUCUGACGGCUAUGUCUAUCUAGUUUUUGAUUAUCUUGCAGGCGACAAUCUUUGCCAAAGAAUCCGCAAUAAAGGCCCUUACUCAGAAAAAGUUGCUGUAAAAUUAAUGUCAAAAUUAUUAAAUAUUUUGUCAUAUCUAAAUUCAAAGGGUGUUAUCCAUAGAGAUAUCAAGGCAGAUAAUCUAUACAUUUUUAUGAAGAAUCACUAUAUACAUAAAAUGGCCGGAGACGAGCGACCCGUCCUUCCGUGGCGGGUGUCCUUAUGUAUACCGGACAUGGUUUUUGGAUGCGGAGAGCUACUCAAGGGGAGAGUUUGCCUCGACGCGAGUGGCCCAGCCCAAUUUCCGCUGAUUUUGGGACUUGACCCGGGCAGCAGUUUUUCGCAUCUUUUUUGCCAGUAGCGCCGAGGCCCGGACUCGGUGUCCGAAAGAGGCAGGGUGAAUUACCUGCCUAGGCUACUUGGUGGCUUAGCCCCGAAUCCCGCAAGGGGUUGAGUUUCUUUCUUGAAGAUGACCCGGGAAAGAGGGGAGGCGAAGCUAGACUAGAGAACUCAAGGGCGCAAGUCUCUCCAGUUAAAAGGGUCCUCUCACGAGGGCGAUCUGGCCAACCCGGAGGCAAAGACUGGCAUAAUUCGGGGCGGAAGGCUGAGUUGGAAAUGGUGGUGCCCGGCGACAGUCGGCUGACGACUCAAUAGGGCAACCCACUACCGAGAAACGAGGGGUUUCAGCCUGGGCUCAGAGAACCAGUGAUGGAAGUCCAUCCUUUUCGCUCGUGCCAGCACGGGUCCCCAAGGAGCGCGGAGGAAUGCCACUCAUGGAAGUAGGGACUAUAAAUACACAUCUUAAAUCUAAUCUAAUCUAAUCUUUAUGAAGAAUCACUCAUUAAGGAGCAUUUUGGUUAGCCAAAUUUAAAUUUGGUGUACCAACUAAUUAGCCACGCCAUCUGACCUCUAAAAAAUAUUCUGUGCUUACCCUAAUAAUAUACUGAUUUGCAACCUAUUCAUAGUAAAUUAGUAUAAUACUAGUGUCCAACGAAAAUGAUGAAGAUUUUAAACUGAUUGAUUUUGGGAUUGCAUGUAAAACUACAGAAAAUAUGGAAAAUUCUUGUGGAACUCCUGGAUAUAUCGCUCCUGAGGUAUUAAGCCAAAGACCUUGAAGCCAUAAAGCAGAUAUUUUUGGUGCUGGCAUAGUAUUUUAUGCAAUGUUGUCACAGCGGCUACCGUUUAGUAGCAAAUCGGUAAACGAAAUUAUAACUUUUAUUUCAUCGUCAAUAUGGAAUCUUACAAUUAGCAAGGAGCCUCGAUUCUUGCGAAGAAUAUGAUUCUUAUAGCGGCGAAUCAUGGUUUAAUGCAUAAAUAGACGACGUCAUGGAAAAAAAAAGUAGGCCGGCCAUAAGGCCAGCCAACGGCUUUACGCCGUUUAAAUAGCUAAUUAAAUGGUAAACGAAAUUAUUCGAAAAAAUAGGGAAUGUUCAAUAGAAUGCACAGGCUCAAGCUGAAAUAAUAUUACCGCACAAGCUAUUGAAACUCUUCUGAAACUUGUACAAAAAGACCCAACUCGUCGACCUACCGCUGAUGAAGCAUUGAGGUUACCAUUUUUUACUGCAAAUUUAAUAAAUUCUUCUUUUUCAUCUUCUAAUAGUCAAGAUAGAAAACAGAAACUAAAAAGAAUGAAUUGCAUGAGACGUAGCAACAUUGUAUAA